GUCUGGUUAGCUGUCAUCAUCACGCCUCGCCAGCUAACUAAACGUGUUAAUGCGAUGAACUGGGAAUUUAUUGAUCAUGGCUAACCUACAGAUUCCGUUAGCCGUCGUGGUUGUUCAGGUCGUCUUGUACAGAACCUGCGGGGCUCUGUGGUGUAACUGCACUACUGCCCAGUGUGAGAAGACUAGCUCCCAGUGUGAGACUGAUGGAGCCUGCAUGGCCUCCACUUCCUUCAUUGAUGGCCAAGAGCAGCACGUACGUACAUGCAUCACACGGGACAAACUUGUGCCCCCAGGACAACCGUUCUAUUGCCGCAGUGCAGAGGGCCUGCUCAACAUCCACUGCUGCUACACUGACUACUGCAACAGCAUUGACCUCCAAGUACCCUCAGUCACGACUCAGUCAGGACUCGGGGGAGGCUAUGGCCCGGGUGGGACAUGGGGACUGGUGGAACUAGUCGCUGUGAUUGCAGGGCCGCUGUUCCUGCUGUGUCUGCUUCUGCUGAUGGGUGUGUUCCUGUAUCAGUACCACCAGAGGGCCUAUAGCCACAGGCAAAGGCUAGAGGUGGAGGACCCCUCUUGUGACCACCUCUACCUGGCCAAAGACAGGACCCUGCAGGACCUCAUAUACGAUCUGUCCACGUCUGGUUCAGGCUCCGGUCUGCCUCUGUUUGUCCAGCGGACUGUGGCCAGAACAAUCGUCCUCCAGGAGAUUAUUGGUAAAGGGCGUUUCGGGGAGGUGUGGCGAGGACGUUGGAGGGGCGGUGACGUGGCGGUGAAGAUCUUCUCAUCCAGAGAGGAGCGCUCCUGGUUCCGUGAAGCUGAAAUCUAUCAAACUAUCAUGCUCCGCCAUGAAAACAUCCUGGGCUUUAUAGCUGCUGACAACAAAGACAAUGGCACAUGGACCCAGCUGUGGCUGGUGUCAGACUACCAUGAGCACGGCUCUCUGUUUGACUACCUGAACCGCUACUCUGUCACCACUGAAGGAAUGAUCAAACUAGCACUGUCAGCUGCCAGCGGCCUUGCACAUCUGCACAUGGAGAUUCUAGGAACACAAGGAAAACCAGGCAUCGCCCACAGAGACCUGAAGUCCAAGAACAUCCUCGUGAAGAAGAACUGCACCUGUGCCAUCGCUGACCUGGGCCUGGCUGUCCGUCACGACUCUGCCACAGACACCAUCGACAUCGCGCCCAAUCAGAGGGUGGGCACCAAGAGGUACAUGGCUCCAGAGGUUCUGGAUGAGACUAUCAACAUGAGACACUUUGACUCAUUCAAAUGUGCUGAUAUCUAUGCUUUGGGGCUGGUCUACUGGGAGAUCGCACGCCGCUGUAAUAGUGGAGGUAUCCAUGAAGAGUACCAGCUGCCCUACUAUGACCUGGUACCUUCUGACCCUUCCAUAGAGGAGAUGAGAAAGCUUGUGUGUGACCAAAAGCUACGACCCAACAUCCCAAAUUGGUGGCAGAGCUAUGAGGCCUUGCGGGUUAUGGGCAAAAUCAUGAGGGAGUGUUGGUAUGCUAAUGGUGCUGCCCGCUUGACCGCCCUGCGCAUUAAAAAGACCCUGUCCCAGCUCAGCAUUCAAGAGGACAUUAAAGUCUGAGCGAAGCCAGCGGAGCACUGAGAAAGCGCAAUGAGCAGGACCCAGCUCCAGACUGUAGGACACUGAGAAGAAAGGGGCUGGGCCUUCUCCAAAGAACGCACAAAGUAAGAGACUAUAAUGGAGAGUCGCACUUUGUAAAAUAUUACUCCAUAGACACUCCUGCCAGUUUUGAAGCCACUUGAUUUCUGACAACCCCUACCUCGCUUACCCAGCCAAACUACCAAGAACACCUUUCCUGUCUUGUCCUCAGCUACUGCUGCCCUACCUGAACCUUUUUGUUCAAGGAUCCUUGGAUUUCCUAUGUUGUAUGCAAUCGAUAAUAGGAUAUGUUAUUAACCAGUUAACAGUUUUGGAAAUCAGUUACUGAUAUUUCCACACAGUCUCUUUGAUCACAGUUGCUUAAUAGGUAACAAACAGCAUUUGCUCUUUUUGUCUUUAAAAGGGGGCACGCUGGGAGAAUUAGGAGUGUUUUUAAGUUAUUUUUACUUACUCUCUUAUUUAAAUGACUAGAUCUUGUUGUUAAUAUAUGGGUGUUUGUGAGGUUAUUUCUCUGUGCCACCUACAGCACGCAGGCACAUCACAAACUGCUCAGAAGUCCUUCAAAGACAAUAAUCCAUCUGGUUCUGCUACAGCAGUGUGCUUUAGUUGUCUGCUGAUUACCAUGUUAGCAUGUACAAAGCAGCUGUGACAGACUGUGUAAAUGCAGCCCAUUUACUUUCAUCAAGGUGUUUUAAGACUUCAAAGUCACUGGAGCAUUGGGGCAAUUUGCCAAACAUGAUUUAGCCAUUGGACCACUUGCCUGGAGGCCUUCACAUGAGCUGUUGUAAACCUCAGGUUUUCCUCAUGCUUACCAAUCAGUAAGUUUUUUUUAUUUAUUUGCCUGAACUAUCUUCAGCAAAAUACACAUGUAGGAAUUAUUGAACAAAAAGGUAUUUCACUUGGAUGGAGGGUUAAAUGUGUUACUAGAGCAACAGCUGCCAGUGACUUGAUACUAUAUGUUUCGCGGACGCACACAUGUACCUCCGUGCUACAUGUUGUAUAUCUAAAUGUUAGUAUUCCAGUCUGAGUGCAGUCACUGUGUGUUGAUUAAUCCACAGAACAUUCCCUGCCCUGAGAGCGAACACUGCUGCAGUCCCGCAGAUAAGCCCGUAUACCCAACAUUCAGAUAAACCUUUGUCCUUUGCAGCAGACAGCACUAUUUACACUGUACCAUAAAUACGGGGCAGGAAUGUUUAACUUUUAGGCCCUUUUAAAAACUUGUCUUUAAUGUUCAUUUUUUAUAUUGUCAAAGCAUGUCCAAUGUUCAUUUCCCCUCAGGGCGCAUUCUCCCCGGCCAAGUAUAACUACUGCACAUAAGUUAGCUUUUUAAGGUGAUACCUGUGUGUGUAUAUAUGACAGUUAAAUGAUAUUUUAUGUUUAUGCUUAUGUUUUAGGUGGUUGAAUAUUUUUUACAGGUUUUUCGGUUGGUGGGAAGAAAAUCUAAAAUUUCUCUACUAUCUGCUUCCUGACCUAUGAAGUAAUGUUACUGUAUGUGUCUGACACACUGCUUGUGCUGACCUUUAACUAUGGCCCUCUAUUAAUGCAGAGCAGUAUUUGAUUUUCAAUCUAUUCCCCCUCACGGCUCCUUGUUUACCAUACGAUACCUCCUCAGUGUGUAAACUGUAUGUGGAUUGUUUCCUUCUAGCUAACAUUAUAAGAAAUCACUGUCUACAUGUUUUAUGUUUUCAGGAAAUAGUUGCACUUUUGUCUUUAGCUGUGGGCAGAUUCAGCAGGUACUGUGUGUGUAUAGUCGUAGCCAUGUUAUUUAUAUUUGUAUGCCGUGAGUCCCUAUGAAAGCCUGAAAGGCCACAUGUGCACUACUACUGACCUCGCAGCAUUAAAACCAAAUUUUUCUCAGAAUCAUCUCUGGUCCAGGCCUCUAGUGUUUAUUUAGGAUCCCACCUCUGAAAAUGAGAAUGUUUAUACGAGUCAUGCCAAUCAGUUGCUGUACACUUUGUCUCACUGGAAACUGUAAAGAGAAUCUGACUUUUCUUCAGGAGAAGAAAUGCUGAAACUAAAUACUACUGAAACGUCUCAAUGCUGUCUCACAGUUGUGUUCGACCAAUACUUUUUAUUUCAAGAGCACUUGCUUGCUGCACUGUAUUGUUUAAGUCUUACAGGAUGUUUUUAGGAACAAAAAGACUGCACUUGAUGCUGUUGAUGUUUGGCUGGACAGACUGGGAAGCUCUAAUGUUUGAUAGAUGGUUGAGUGUCAACCACAUUUAUACACUAAAGGGGUAUGUUUGUGAAAUUGUAUCUGCCUUAUGAUGUAUAAAAUGCAUAGUGUAUUCAAGGUUUUUAACACCUUGCUCCAAGUAAGGAAUUGAGGUAUUAUUCUAUGGGUUGUGACAAGUCCCAGGUCUUUGUCCAGUCAUGGCAAAGAUAAACUGCAUCCAUGUAAAAACCCCUUCAGGACUUCAAUCAUGUACCUUCUAAUAUAGAGUAAUAAAUGCAAUUGUUUUCCUA
Chelmon rostratus (copperband butterflyfish) is the source of this 4099-nucleotide messenger RNA. RefSeq names its product activin receptor type-1B-like. The transcript has 9 exons. Gene Ontology annotation, molecular function: activin binding; activin receptor activity, type I; ATP binding. Gene Ontology annotation, cellular component: activin receptor complex; plasma membrane. Gene Ontology annotation, biological process: activin receptor signaling pathway; cellular response to growth factor stimulus; protein phosphorylation. The record is from RefSeq and is a predicted model, not a curated record. NCBI's taxonomy places the organism in Eukaryota, Metazoa, Chordata, Actinopteri, Chaetodontiformes, Chaetodontidae. Bases 77 to 1594 code for a protein of 505 amino acids.